UUGCGCGGUGAUUAAUCCAGACAGAUGGUGGCCUCGAAGGAGCCCCAAUCCUCUUACCCAAAGCCCCUUAAUAUUUCCGCCACGCGGGUCACCUCCAGGCCUCUCCUGCUGCGGGCGGCCACCAUGCCGGGGCUGGCGGUCGAGGAGGGGAUGGAGGGCUGGAGCCCGGCCCCGCCGCUCUACGAGGAGUACCGCCCGCCGCCCCUGGAUGCCAUCCGCCUGCCCAGGUAUGUGCUGUACCUGCUGCUCGCGGCAUUCCUGGUGGUGGCCGUGGCCUACGCCAUUGUGGGGCAUCUCAUCAAGGACCUCGCCCACGACCUGGCCGACUGGGCCUUUGGCCCGAAGCCAGACCAGGAGGAUGCCCCCCAGGAGCUGCCCCCGAGCCUGGAGGGGGAGGAUCUGGAGGAGCUCGAUCUGCAGCUGGCCCUGGCCUGGCGGGGCGACGAGGACCCUGGCGGGGGCACCGACGCAGCCCCCGCAGAAGCCUCCGCCGGAGCUCCCCGCCGCCCUUCGAUUGCCUUCAAGGACCCCCCUGGCCGAAGCUCCUUCUGGAGGCUGAACUGAGCUGGGCCCUGCCCUCUGGCCUGGCCCCGGGUUUGAACCCCUCUGGCGGUUGUGUAGCCUCGACUUGGGCGCGCAGGACCCCUUGUUCCACUGAUCUGCCCUGUCUUGGCACAGAAUGUUCUCGUUCUCGGCGGGCAGGUCUCCCAGUGGUUGGCACUUCCCGCCUGUUUCCCCCUUGGCCCCAGAGCCUAAUCCCGCCCGGCCUCCACCAAGAAGAUGUUUUUAAAAGAGUGAUAAUGGUGGCUAACCUGACCUAGUGCUUAGCCUGUGCCUGCUGCUGUGCUCGGUGAGCCUUUUCCCUGUGAUCCUCGCGGGCAGGACUCACUUGCCCCCAUUUAACAGAUGGGACAAUGGAGGCACGAAGCCCAGAAAGGACUUGCUUGCAGCAGAGAGAUCUUUUUUGUGGCCAGAGGCCGGUUCUGUGACCUGCCUUCGGAAGCAGAAGCCCCAAGGCGGGGUUCUGCCCCCGGUCUUCCGGAUCUGCUCGGUCCCCACCCCGGCCUCCUUCCCAGGCUCUGCUGCUGGGCCCCGCUCGAUCUGCCGGUCCCCGGGUUGGGGGGCGGGGGGGUCCUGACUUCCCAGCUAACCCGAGAAUUCCCGGAGGACAGUGCCUGAGGCUUCCUCCCUCCCAUCUGAGCUUUGCACAGAAUGGGGCACACAGUAGGGGCUUCAUACGUACCGCCUGGGUGGUCGGGGUGGGCUCGCUUUGAACUCCACCGCUCUGCUGGGUGGCCUGUAGUCUAUAGUCAGACCGCAGGGAGGGAGGAGGCCCCAGGGAUGCG
Messenger RNA from Acinonyx jubatus (cheetah), 1346 nucleotides. It is a transcript of the gene SMIM44, whose product is annotated as small integral membrane protein 44. The record is from RefSeq and is a predicted model, not a curated record. Lineage: Eukaryota; Metazoa; Chordata; Mammalia; Carnivora; Felidae. The coding region runs from base 25 to 564 and encodes 179 amino acids. The transcript has 2 exons.